UCUGUCUGCAUCAUGGGGUAGCUAACGUUCGUUCAUUACGCAGUUUGUACAUGAAUCUUGAAACCAACAAUCUCAGUCAAUUGUACGCAUGAGUGAAAGGGAUCUGCUGCCAACAUAGAUACAUGUGCUCAUCAAAGUACCGUGACCAGAAUCUACGUCACCAAUACACCAUGCAAGCAGGUUCCAAUACCCAAGCGAAGCAUAGCAUACAUCCAAAAGUAAACACGUACGUAGGUAUUCUCUGCAUCCCCAUCCUGCAACACGUACCAUCUCCACCAGCACCUCCAAUCUCCACCCCAAAAAUGCAUUCACACAUGCAGGAACGCGUACCUCACCCCUUCCCUAACCGCCCCAAAAUCAGCGCCUUAGCCCCCAGUCAACCAUCUCUGACAUUCCAGAACCCCAAAGCCCUCUACAUCCCCCAUCCCUCUCCAAAACCAAGCCCCAGGAACACUUUUUUUUCGGUCUCGUUUCACCAUACGAAAAAAAGGUACAUACUCCCCGCAUCCGACAGACCAGCCAAUAACAAAAGGAUGGCGGUUCCGUGCCCGAUGCUAUGUGUGCGGGGGGAGGUGCUAGCGGGAGAGCUGGGAAAGGGAAAGGGCAAGAUACAUAAUACGAUGGGAAUACGAGCAAGGGGGAGCAAGACAUGUUUGUUAGCGCAAGUUUUUUAGCAAUCCUAUCACGGAGUUGCCGAUGGGCAAGGAGGGUGGGUGC
Messenger RNA from Bipolaris sorokiniana ND90Pr, 717 nucleotides. RefSeq lists its product as uncharacterized. NCBI's taxonomy places the organism in Eukaryota, Fungi, Ascomycota, Dothideomycetes, Pleosporales, Pleosporaceae. The coding region runs from base 171 to 674 and encodes 167 amino acids. The record is from RefSeq and is a predicted model, not a curated record. The transcript has a single exon.